This is a messenger RNA of Diachasmimorpha longicaudata, 7101 nucleotides long. RefSeq names its product attractin-like protein 1 (gene dsd). The record is from RefSeq and is a predicted model, not a curated record. The transcript has 6 exons. Gene Ontology annotation, molecular function: protein binding. Gene Ontology annotation, cellular component: Golgi apparatus. NCBI's taxonomy places the organism in Eukaryota, Metazoa, Arthropoda, Insecta, Hymenoptera, Braconidae. The coding region runs from base 184 to 4038 and encodes 1284 amino acids.
UCAUCGUCCGCGCCGCCUCUCCUCAGCCCCCUUCAACACCGUGAAAUUCACACCGUCCCCUCGAUCCGCAUUCUCCACUUCGGCAGUGUGGCGAGCACUCAACAACGAGGUGAAUCGAGAAAAAUAGAGAGUAUACUCGUGUUCCGCCAUCGGCCAUUGUCUCUGACAUGGAAGCCCAGCAAAAUGGCAGAAGUUGUGCAGAUGUUUUUGUUCCUAUAUAAAUCAAAGUAUCGGCGAAAGGUACAUGAUCGAAAUGAUAAAUUAUUGUAUAAUGUACCUUACGCGUUGCUAUGGGCUGUGAUAGCUGGGGCGGCGUUGUUGGAGGGUGCCGCAACAGCAUCAUCCGCCCCAGAGUCAACUUGCGAUUUGGACAAUUGUGUCAACGGUGAUUGUGUCAAUGGUAGUUGUUUGUGUCACGAUGGCUGGCAGGGGCCUGCCUGCCAAUACUGCAGCGGUAAAGUCAGAUUGAAGGCACCAUCCGGUAGUAUUCACGAUGGCACUGGAAAUUAUACGACAGACGUUAAAUGCUCGUGGUUGAUCGAGAGUAGUGCAAAUUCCUCCAUACGUAUGCAUAUAGAGGAAUUCGCAACAGAAUGCGGGUGGGAUCAUUUAUACAUAUACGAUGGAGACAGCGUAGAGGCACCACUAUUGGGUGUAUUUACAGGACUUAUGCAUAAGGACGGAUAUCACAUACGACGUGUACCCGAGGUGAUUGCACGCUCCGGGAGUGUCUUCCUACAUUUUUAUUCGGAUGUUGCUUAUAACAUGAGUGGAUUCAACAUAACGUACAAGAUAAACGCAUGCCCAAGCAGAUAUUCUCACAUCGAUUGCUCCGGUCAUGGUGUAUGCACUGAUGGUACAUGUACUUGUGACCCCACCUGGACAGGUGAGGCAUGUGACGCAUCAGUGUGUCCAAACAAUUGCUCCCACCAUCACGAUCAGGGUGAGUGUAAUCGUGAGAGAAAUGAGUGCAACUGUUCACCAGGUUACAAAGGAUCAGACUGUAGUCAACGUGUUGAACGUGGCUACUGGGAGACCAUACCCUACAAAGACUUUUCACCCGAGGGUUCAGCAAGUCACUGUUCAAUCGUAUGGCAUGACUCACUUUACAUCGUAGGCGGUGAGAGUUUUCACCGUUCCAAGAUGAUUUAUGUCUAUGAUUUUACUGGCAAUGUCUGGGAGACACCGCACAUUGAGGGAAUACGUCCAUUACCCCGUUACUCACACACAUGUGUUCUAUUCGGUGAUAAGAUCUAUAUGUACGGUGGGGUUAUUGAAAAUUCCACAGUAACCAAUGAAUUAUGGGCCUUUGACAUAUCAGCCAAAGUAUGGGAGAAUGUAACAGUGCGUCAUCAUUGUAACAACAGAACAAUGUGUGGACCAUUGAGAGUUGCUGGACAUACCGCUAAUCUUGUUCACAGUCAUGAUAGAAAUGAAAAAAUGGUCGUUAUAUUUGGCCAUUCACCCCAGUAUGGCUAUUUGAAUACUGUACAGGAGUACUACUUUGGUACAAGGGAAUGGAGAAUCGUUGAUUCCACUGGCUUUCCCAUAAAGGGUGGUUAUGGGCACAGUGCUGCACACGAUCCAUUGACAAAUCAUAUUUACGUUUACGGUGGUUAUGUAUCAGAAUCACAGAGCAAUCAAGCAUUGACAAGUCGUAUUUACUCUUAUCAUCCAAAUACACGUGUAUGGCGUCUGUUGACAUCAGCCCCUUCCGCCCGUUUCUUUCACACGGGUGUCUUUGUAUCGGACGGCAUUAUGCUAAUAUUCGGUGGUAAUACACACAACGAUACAAUACAUUCGCAUGGUGCACGUUGUUAUUCAGCUGAUACAAUAGCAUACGAUGUGACAUGUGACUCGUGGCAUCAGUUUCCAAUGCCCCGUGAAAUGUCAGAUCUUCCAAGGUAUGGUCAUAGUGCAACGAUAUUUGGACAAUCUAUGUACAUAUACGGUGGCUUUGAUGGUCAGAUGUUGUCGGAUAUGUUGAUAUAUACACCGGGUAGUUGUGAACAUUUGACAUCGCAGAGUCAAUGUUUAAUAUCUAGAACUGGAUUGAAAUGCAUAUGGGACAAGAGGCAGGAUCGUUGUGUACAGAUAACUAGGAGUUUGCGACAGAAAUUGUGGCAGACUGAUAAUUUACAUGAAUCUACUUACAUGAAGUGCGUUGAUGAUACACAACCACGUGGUAUGACAUCUCACAAGGAGCUCUGUAAACAAUUGACUGAUUGUUCAGCUUGUGUACAAACAUCUUAUGACUGCGUUUGGUGUAGUAUUAAGGGGUGUGCUCAUGAGGUAUGUGGACGUACACCAAGUGCACCACCACUCACUGGCAUCACUAGUCUUGAUCAGUGUGAAUUACACACGGGAAUAGAGUGUCUUCAAUUACACACGUGUCACGCGUGCUCCAAUAACCAGGAUUGUGUGUGGUCGUGGCCGAAUGGGCCUUGUAAACAAAUUACCAAGAUAAGGGACAUAAGUUUUAUGAAUGGUACUGCUAUACAGGCACAACGCUUGACCAUGGAUUCGUGCAGAAGUCCAUGUGUUAACUACAAACAUUGCAGUAAUUGUACGGAAAAUGAUUGCAUAUGGUGUCAGAAUGAGGGAAAGUGUGUUGAUAAAAAUGCAUAUCCAGUGAGUUUUCCUUAUGGUCAGUGCAGAGAGUGGACGACUAAUGGGGCUAGGUGUAGGGCCACUGAGACUGGUAAAGAGUGGUGCAGUUUUUAUUCGUCUUGCUUGAAUUGUCGAUCGGAUCCUGAGUGUGGCUGGUGUGACGAUGGAUCCAAGACGGGAAAGGGUAUUUGCAUGCCUGGUGGAUCUAGGGGUCCUAAUGCUAGAAAUGCUGGAUUUUGUCCCAUUGAACGGUGGUUCUUCACGAGCUGUCCAGUUUGUCAGUGUAAUGGUCACAGUACGUGUUAUGGAAAUAGCAGUGACUGCAUCAAACCGUGUGGGAAUUUAACGAGAGGAGCGCAUUGUGAUAAGUGCAUUCCUGGAUAUUUUGGAAGUCCAUUGAAUGGAGCCACUUGUCAGCCAUGCUCUUGCAAUAAUCAAGGAACUGAGUGCACCAGUGAAACUGGAAAAUGCUUUUGCACGACUAAGGGUAUUAUUGGAGAUAAUUGCGAACGAUGUGACGUUUCUAGUCUAUACCAUGGAGACCCCACAAAGGGAUCAUGCUUCUACGAUUUAGCAAUCGACUACCAAUUCACAUUCAAUUUGAGCAAAAAGGAGGAUCGCCAUUACAGAGCCAUAAAUUUCAAGAAUUCUCCGUCGAAACCAGACGUGGACGCUGAAUUUUCCAUAGCCUGCUCUGUACUUGCGAAAAUGAAUAUCACGAUAAAGAAAGCCAACAGUCCAGAAAAGCCACUCCUACUUGGUGCCAAUUGUACGACUUAUAAGCAUCGUUUCAGCAAAGCUGACUAUAAUUUUGGCAGUGAGGAUAACACGACAUUGACAACGUUUUACGUGUACGUUUAUGAUUUUCAACCGCCCCUUUGGAUACAAAUAUCAUUUUCCCAGUACUCCAAACUCAAUCUACAGCAAUUUUUCAUCACAUUCUCCACAGAUUACAUGACAACGCACAGGUGCUUCCUUGCUCUUCUACUGGUGGCGGCAAUAUUAUGGAAAAUAAAACAAAAAUAUGACAUGUAUCGGAGACGCCAGAGACUCUUCGUUGAGAUGGAACAGAUGGCCAAUCGUGCCUUCAGCCAAGUCCUGGUGGAGAUGGAGAGACGUCAUAUUCCACCGGAUAUUGAGAGAAACGAUGCGGAGACCAAUAACGUCAGAAAAAAGAAAAAGGAUGCUCCAAGUCCCAUUGCCCUGGAGCCGUGCAGUGGCAAUAGAGCAGCUGUUUUAUCGUUGCUAGUCAGACUGCCAACGGGUGGUGAGCCUUACACACCAGCAGGUCAGAGUGCUGGUUUAGCAGUUGCAUCUGCACUAGUCACCCUGGGCAGUCCCAGAAGGCCUUCACAAGAACUGACUACAAAGGAGCCCAAAAAAUCAAGAAAAUCCGCCAGUCAACAUCCAGACUCUACCUGCAUCUAGCGUUGGAUGAAGGUAAUCACUUUAAUCUCCACCAUUUGUGCUUUCAUAUCUAUUGGAACAUUAUUUUAUUGUUUUUUAAUUCACGAGAGCAACUGAUGUGACCCAUUCCUUUGAAUUGUAAUUCAUGCUGUAAUCGCGAGUGAUUUUUUUUUCCUCGACUUUUUUUUUUUAUCUUUAUCCUUGUUUUUACAAGAGGCAAUUAUAUCAUUGUGGCAAUGAGGCGUCCAUGAUUAGUGGAAUGAUCAACCUCUACUCAAUUCAAAUGAAGUUUCUUUUUCCAGUAGAGUGUUUUAACCUUCGAUGGAAUUGAUAAUUUUCAGCGUAAAUUAUCAUGUAUUUUAUACAUUUUCACAUCCAUUUCGUGUCAAUGAUUUAUCAAUUAAUAUUUAUCUGUCCCUCAAUAUCUAUGUUUGCAGACAAUCAUUCUGCUCGGUUAACAGUGUUUCUUUUAUUCUCUUUCUCGAGUUAAACUUUUGAAGAACAUUGACGUGAACUGGAUAAGGCUGAUUAUCUAGACUGCUUUGAAAAAUGGCCCGCCUUAAAAAAAAAAAUAAAACGGCUACUUACGGUGUAAAUGCUCUCUCCACAUACAACAUUGUAAACAAACCUACGUGUACCAUUUUUGAAUGUGCUAGUUAAUGUAGCAAUUUGUUGAAACUCGAUGGUGAUAAUAAAAAAAAACUGAGAAUAAAGAAAAAUGGUUGGGAGAUGUUGGAGAGUUGAAAGAAUUGUACAGUAAUGAGAAGAAAUAACGAAUCAGAUCUAUUAAUUGAUUUUAAUUCGUGGUAUGCUUGGCGAUAAGGAAGUGCGCGAGAUUACGAAUGUAUUAAUCCUCUUUUUUUAUAUUUUCAAAAUGAUAGAGCACGAUAAAUAUUUCAAUUCUAAACCAAGGGACUUAAGUAAUAGGAAGACAUUGAGGGCCUUGCAUUUAAUAAUAAGCUUGACUUAGUAUUUCAUUGAUCCUUCUCCCCCUCCCCCCUCUUUCCUUCCGCUCCGCGAAUAACCAUUAGAAUAACGUAUUACUGCAAUUGAACGCUUUAUUUUCAUCCAGCGUUCCAUUGCACGAAAGUAUAAUGUCAUUUUACCAAAAAAGCAAAGAACUAAAAUUAUUCGUUUUUAUUAUUGGAUUAUAUUCGUAUUUAAAUCAUCUGCACCAUCAAAAUUAUCAUUUUAUGGAUUAACUCGGUUGUCAGUUGGUAUUGUAAAUGACAUUAACGAAUUCAAAUAAUGAUAAUUACUCAAUGUAGGAUAAGUGAAGAUGCAUUUUUUUUUGUCGAAAGUUUAAAAACUUGUACUUUUUAUAACGCGAGGUAUCGUGCAGAAUAAGCAGAGUGUAAAAUAAAUUAUUCCUAAAAUUAUUGAAUUCACUGUAAUACUAGAACAUCAUUUUCUUUUAAAUUCGUCAUUCAUUAAAAUUGUCCAUUCAUCAGACUAAAAUCAAUUUUCGAAUAGAACCAAAAUUGUUAUCGAUUCAGGAUGACAAACUCGAAUUAGUGUAAGAAUAGAGCAGUAAAUUAUUUGAAUUAGUCGUCUCUGGCAAUGUAUAAAAGUAUAUUUAAAUGAAGCAUCGAAUUUCGUCCAAUGAUUGGACAUAGUCGUCAGAAUUUGGGGAUUUUUCCUUCAUUGUGAAUAGGAAACUCCUGAAUGAUGUCAGUCCCAAUGCGAUACCACUAAGAUAAACAGGAUACAAGAACACAGUGACAAUGUUUUCUAUGUUGAUUUUAUUUUUAGAGGGAGAGAGAACAAAUUGUUAGUGGUAAAAUCCUAGAGUGGCUUUCUCUCACUGAUGCAAUGAAUCAUUUGCUUGUGAUAAAAUUAAGACACUUCUAAAAAAUAUCAAGUGUGAAUAGAAGAAACAACACUUAUUAUUCUUGACCAGAUCAGUGAGACAUCAGAUAGUGUCAAUUUUCAUUUGAAAAUAACCACAAAUCACUGCUGUCAUAAGAGAAAGUGCCACGUUUUUACAAUUACGAGAUGAUUAAAUCGUUAACAUUAAUGCAUCACACCAUAUUAUUUGCCGCAUUGAAUCAUUUAUGUAUAGACACAUACACAGAACACAUUCUCGAUCAUAAGAUAUCCAACAAAAGAACAAAAAAAAAACAAAAAAAAUAUAUUGAACAUAUAUUUUCAUUCAAUUGUGUAUUCAGCUCGAUCUAGUCUAUAACGAUGAACAAAAUGAUGAGUGAUUGAAGUACGUGUGUGAGAGAAUUGGUACAGAGGAGUGCUGGUGGUGUAGCAAUUAGAUGAGACAUGAAGGAUGAAUUGGCGGGAGGUGGGGAGUGAACGAAAUAUAAAGUAUCUAGCCAGUCUCGACGAAAUCAAAGAAAGUAAAUUUCGUGAUUUUAGAAAGUAAUACAUGUUCGAAAAUUUCGUAGAGAACUCUUGCACAUUCGCUAAAAAUUCUAAUGGGAUGUCUUAAAUUUUGCAACUCAUUUUUGUAUAGAUAUGUUUAAGAAAUAACAUUGAAUAGAAAAAAAGAAUAGUGACUUUCGUUAUAGAGCUAGUUGCCCUGGUUCCACAAGUAGUUCUUCCAGUAGUUGUGACGGUUUCCAUAAAAAAAUAUAUGUUCAAAAUUUCCACAUACUUUUGGUCUUAGUUUUUUAGAGAACGAAAACAAAGGAUUUUUUAAAGACUUUUGAUAAUUUCCACGUCAUAAUUUGUAUAGAAAGAUAUAAAUCCAUGAGUUUUUUAAUUAAAUGUGUUUUAUCAAAUAUUUAUUUUCGAGAAAUCCAAUAGAUUUUUUUAAUCAAUGUCCUGUAUGUUUCUAUGAAAUUUUUUAGUGUGUUGCCUAGAGUGGCUAAAUACUCUGUGGAGCCAAAUUGAUUAGGGGCGAAUGUUCAAUGCAGCUCAAACAUUAAAAAGACUGGCGAAUUGUUCCAAUAAACGUUAUUAAAUUGACAGGAAAAGGUGAUUGAACUGAAUAAUUAAAAACUCAGCCAUAUUUUUGUCCCAGAUUGUAUAGACACUGAGUGAGUGUAAAUUUAAUUCGAGUAUGACUCUGUGUGACUGAUGAAUAUGUAUUAUAAAUGCAGAUAUUGUUUAAAUAAAAAUUGAUAUAUUAAA